Molecule: messenger RNA, 2424 nt
Organism: Panicum virgatum (switchgrass)
Lineage: Eukaryota; Viridiplantae; Streptophyta; Magnoliopsida; Poales; Poaceae
Product: ribosome-associated molecular chaperone SSB1-like
Exons: 2
Coding region: 254-1075 (273 amino acids)
Biological process (GO): cellular response to unfolded protein; protein refolding; endoplasmic reticulum unfolded protein response
Cellular component (GO): endoplasmic reticulum chaperone complex; cytoplasm; membrane
Molecular function (GO): ATP-dependent protein folding chaperone; ATP hydrolysis activity; misfolded protein binding
Source: RefSeq, a predicted model, not a curated record
UGCUAAUGGCUAUUGCUCCCUCCGCUCCCCCAAAAAAUCUAGAGCCAGUGUCCCCAUGGCUCCCUCCGCUCCUCGAAAAAUCUAGAGCUAGCGCACCAGAGCUUUCCUCUUUCCUUUCCCUUGGCUGGGAUCCAUGGAGGCGGAGGGGAUCCUGUAGUCCUCAUCUUGAUCCUGCACUAAUGGAUCCAAGUCUUGUAGGAUGGGAUCUUCUCGGCAACGACCGCAGUGAUAAUCGGCCCUUGCCGGCGCUCACAUGGCCGGCCGCUCGCACCUCGGGCAGCCGCGGCCGUGUCGCUGCUCGGUUCGGUCGGCCGCGCCUCGGGCCCCCGCGGCCGCGGCGUUGCUUGAAUCGACCGGCGGCGCCUCGGACCUCUUCAAGAAGACGCUCGGACCCGUCAAGAAGGCCAUCGCGGACGCCAAGCUCAAGAAGACCGACAUCGACGAGAUCGGGCUCAGCGGCGGCAGCACCAAGAUCCCCAAGGUGCCGGAGCUUCUCACGGAGUUAUUCGACGGCAAGGAGCUCAACAAGCGGAUCAACGCAGACGAGGCCGUCGCGUACGGCACCGCCGUCCAGGGUAGCAUCAUCAGCGGCGAAGGCGGCGCCGACCAACAGGGCCAGGACGACCAGCAGCGGCUCUUGGCGCGCCCCACCGCCGUCUUGGACUCGGCUGUAUGCGCCUGGACGCGGUGGCGCAGCGUGCCGGGGCCAGCGCCGGUGGCCUCUGCAGGUGGGCUCUACGGCUCGUGCUCUACCGCGAUGCAACCACGGGGGAGCCCACCGUCGUCAACAUGUAUUGUUCAUCUUCCAUUGGUGAUGUUGAGCAUUUUUCUUCAAUCUUUGUUGAUGUAUACGAAGACCGGUGUUUCUUUGCAAAGACUAGUGCAUUUCUGUUUCGAAAAAAAAGACUACGCACAAAAAUAUGUGCACGUCAAUAUAAACAUCCUCAUGUGCUCGUAUAUACUAAAUAUAAUUCUUGUGAUUUGCAAAAAGAAAAGUGCAUCAGUUAUGAUUGGGUCAUCAAUUUGUUUCCAUACUAAAUAUAUAAUACUAUUUCUUACUAUGUGGUUUCUAUAGAACGUGCAUCUAAAGAUUUCAGGCAACAGUGCACACAAAUUUGUGCAUCUCACAUGUUUAAUAAUUUUGACAUUUUCUAUCUGCAUCAAAAUUUAUGCAUAGUAUGUACUGAGAUAAUUAAACAAAAUAUAUGUGCAUCUUGAACAUGUUGCAGUAAUUAAAUUAAUUCACUACGAGUUAUAAAAAUUAUUGUAAAUACUUUUUCCACAAAUAUAUAUGUGCCUAUAUUUAUUCAACAUUUAUUACUUGUUUGCCUUGCACAAAAAUUUAUGCAUCAUUAGAUGAUUUUAUUAAUAUUUUACAUAGUACACAAAUUUAUGCAGAUUAUGUGCAUCUUAAUUUAGAGUGUCCCGUAUGUGUAUCUUGAUUAAAAAAAUAUAAAAUAAAUAUGGGCCGCAACCGCAAUUAUGUGCAUCUUAAUUCUUAAUCAAGAAUCGUGUGAGUGUACACCAUGUAUCCCCACUCAUAUUUUUUGCACAGUGAUGAAUAUUUCAGCCUACGUACGCCGGGUUCAUCCGCGUUUAGUUUAAUCCUAUUUGUGCCGUGCUGUUUAGUUAAAUUUUGUUUGCGCCGUACGUGAAGUAACAAGAUACAUGCAUCAUGUAUGUGAAGUAACAAAUUUGUUAUGUGCAUGAACAUGUACACAUGUACGUCAUGGUACAUUAUUGGAGCUUCCAUCUCUAGAAUACACGAUGCACUGUUGAUUUACAGUUUCACAAUAAUAAGUGCACCGUGUACUUUAUAUUUUUAGGAUUUUUCUGUUCACUGCUUUGUUAAAAUUUUAUAUUAUUUUUUAAGCAGUGCUUACAAGGAAAAUAUAUGUGCAUUUUAGACCCUUUUACUUAUUUUUUUCAAAGAGUGCUUAUAAGGAAAAAAAAUAUAUGUGCAUUUUCUUUGCUACUUACAAAAAAGUGCAUCAUCAGACAAUUUUGUUAGAAAUGUACAUACAUCUUGAAUAAGUUACGUUUCUACCCAGCUCUCUCUAGAUUAUUUGCUGUGAAAAAAUAUUUUACAAUUUUAUGAGCAAAAGUAUAGAUAUCACCUUUUUGUGCAUUUUCAUAUUUUUCACAAGAGAAUGUGUGAGAACUUUUUCUCGUAAAGACUAGAUGCACAACCAUUCAUUGAUCAGUCCCCUAACUUGUUUUCUCAGUUCAAAAAUAAUUCAGCGCCAUAUACACGUGUAAAUGUGUCCUAGACUUUAAACCUAUUUGGAAGCAAAUUGUAACUUUCAUAUUUUUUUUAUUUUCCUUCUAUAUUUUUUUAAUCUAUUUGUACUGUUACAAGAAGAGGGACCGCGGUUCCGUGUCUCAGGGUCCAGCCACCAAAUGUACUGUGCGAGAUUCGUUGUC